Messenger RNA from Leopardus geoffroyi (Geoffroy's cat), 6061 nucleotides. RefSeq names its product zinc finger protein 875 (gene ZNF875). The transcript has 5 exons. Gene Ontology annotation, biological process: regulation of transcription by RNA polymerase II. Gene Ontology annotation, cellular component: nucleus. The coding region runs from base 202 to 2220 and encodes 672 amino acids. NCBI's taxonomy places the organism in Eukaryota, Metazoa, Chordata, Mammalia, Carnivora, Felidae. Gene Ontology annotation, molecular function: RNA polymerase II cis-regulatory region sequence-specific DNA binding; DNA-binding transcription factor activity, RNA polymerase II-specific; zinc ion binding. The record is from RefSeq and is a predicted model, not a curated record.
GACGUAGCAGGAGCAUUUCCGGUCCGUGGGAUCCGCCACUCGCUGUUUGGAAGUGGCGUCGGCACUUCAUUCGGGAUUUUCCCGUACUUCUGCACUUCGUUCCCGAGUCUCAGCCUCAGGAUCGGCAACGUGCACCCCACGUUCCAUCUGUCUUCUGAGACUUUGCCCUUCUCCAGAGAGAGCAUUCAGGAGACCAGGAAAAUGGCCACGGGGCUCCUGAAAGCCAAAAAAGAGGCAUUCGUGGCAUUCAGGGAUGUGGCUGUGGACUUCACCCGAGAGGAAUGGAGUUUGCUGAGCCCUGCCCAGAGGACCCUGCACAGGGAAGUGAUGCUGGAGACCUACAACCACCUGGUCUCACUAGAAAUUCCAUUUUCCAAACCAAAACUCAUUUCUCAGCUGGAGCAAGGAGAAGAGCCCUGGAUUGAGGAGAAACGAUGUCCGCUGGUCCUCUGUCCAGGAUCAAAGCUAGAAAUUCAACCUUAUCCCCCCUGUCCGCUGGCAUUCUCUAGUCAGCGAGGCCUCAGCCAACAUGUGUGGCUCAGGCAUCUUCCUCAGCUCUUCUCAAGUUACUGUGCAGGAAAUCAUCUCCGUCCCGGGAAACCCUAUCCAGAAGAUCAGAAACAGCAGCAGAAACAACUCUUUGAUCAAGCCUGCUUGAGUGACAAAGCAGAUAUUCAAGAGACAGAAGACUCCAAGCCCUUGUUCAGGAGACUAAGCAGAAGAGGCACUUGGGAGGUGUUGUCCAGCUCACUGCAAGAACAGCCAGUCAGGUCCAGGGAAGACAACACAGUGCUGGAUAUAGGGCCCAGCCUAGGCCAGAGGACAGACCUUGAGGAAUCAGACAAAGGAUCGCGUGGUGUAGAAGUCUCAAGAUUUGGGGCAGUCAAAUGUGGGGAGUUUGGGCGAGGCUUUUUGAGGGAGUCAAACCUGCUCAGCCUCCAGAAGAUGCAUACAGGGGAGACACCUUACAUGUACACUGAGUGGGGACAGGGCUUUAGCAACAUGUCAAUCCUCAUCAAAAACCAGAAGAAACACUCUGGGGAAAAACCUUAUGUGUGCAAGGAGUGUGGACGAGGCUUUACCUGGAGGUCAAACCUCAUCACACACCAGAGGACACACUCAGGGGAGAAGCCUUAUGUGUGCGAGGAGUGUGGACGAGGCUUCACCUGGAAGUCAAACCUCAUCACACACCACAGGACACAUUCAGGGGAGAAACCUUAUGUGUGCGAGGAGUGUGGACGAGGCUUUACUUGGAAGUCAAACCUCUUCACACAUCAAAGGACACAUUCAGGGGUCAAGCCUUAUAUGUGCAAGGAAUGUGGGCAGAGUUUUAGCCUGAAGUCAAACCUUAUCACACACCAGAGGGCACACUCUGGGGAGAAGCCUUAUGUUUGCAAGGAAUGUGGGCGUGGCUUUCGCCAGCAUUCACAUCUCAUCAGACAUAAGAGGACACAUUCGGGAGAGAAGCCUUAUGUGUGCAGGGAGUGUGAGCAGUGCUUUACCCAGAAGUCACAUCUCAGUAGACACUUAAGGACACACACAGGAGAGAAGCCUUAUGCGUGCGCGGAAUGUGGGCGCCGUUUCAGUUGGAAAUCAAACCUCAAGACACACCAGAGGACGCACUCCGGGGUUAAACCUUAUGUGUGCCUGGAGUGUGGGCAGUGCUUUAGCCUGAAGUCAAACCUCAACAAACACCAGAGGUCACACACAGGGGAGAAGCCAUUUGUGUGCAGAGAAUGUGGGCGAGGCUUUACCCGGAAGUCAACCCUUAUCACACACCAGAGGACACACUCAGGGGAAAAGCCAUUUGCGUGCAGGGAGUGUGGACGAGGCUUCAACGAUAAGUCAACCCUCACCUCACACCAGAGAACACAUUCAGGGGAAAAGCCUUUUGUGUGCAGGGAGUGUGGUAGAAGGUUUAGCCAGAAGCCAAACCUCUUUAGGCACAGGAGGGCACACUCGGGUCAUAUGCCCUUUGUGUGCAAAGAGUGUGGGCAGGGCUUUUGUGAUAAGUUAACUCUCGUCACACACCAGAAGGCACACUCCGGGGGAAAGCCUCACGUGUGCAGGGAGUGUGGGCAAGGCUUUAGCCGGCAGUCACACCUUGUUAGACAUCAGAGGAUACAUUCAGGAGAGAAGCCUUACAUUUGUAGGAAGUGUGGGCGAGGCUUUAGUCGGAAAUCAAACCUCAUCAGACAUCAGAGGACACACUCAGGAUAGACACCUUGUGUGUACAGCGAGUGUAGUGAAAUCUUCAGUCAAGAGUCCUAUUUCACAAGAUGCCAGAAGUCACACCUGGUGGUUUUAGUAAGAAGUCAGCCAUUACCAGACACCAAAGUGGAGACAGCUACUUACGUGUGACAGGAAUGUUCACGAGCCCAAUGGGAAAAGUCAACCUCUCCAGUCCGCCUGAAGGAGAACUACUGGCUCAUUUUCAGGAGCUCUGGCUUCCCCUAGUGGGGAUGGUGGGUUGUGGAAGAUCAGGUAACUUGAUGGAGGGAGCACUUAGAAGGAGAUUGAAAUAAAGGAAUGGAGACUAUUCUACUGUCAUUCCCUGAGAAUAUUUAAACCCUCCUUACACAGUAGCCUGGAUGUUAGAGAUAACAGCAAUAAUGGAGUUCGCCCCUUAAAAUCUGUCCGACUUUCUGAGAACAAGGGACUUGACAGAGACCAUUGCUGAUUUAAUCUUGCUUUCCCAGAGCAGGACCCAGCAGCAGUCAGCUUCAGGGAAGUUUGCGAAAUGAUGAAUUCAUGGAGACAGAGGUAGUACGUGGGUAGAAGAAGGUUUUAUUAUGCAAAAGGGCUUACAAGUGAGGAAGACCAUGACUGUCCUAGCGCUAGGUUUUGGGAGGAAGUAUCCAUUUUUGCUUGCUUCCAGGGGCUGUCUCUGGUUUCCAGGUUGAAUCCAUACUGAAGAUAUUCUUAUUUACCGAUGUAUUUAGACUAGAAAUGUAUUAUAUGCUUUUAUGAAGAAAACUGGUAGUAAUUUUCGUGAAUUUGACUUUCAAACCAAAAGUUAGAAUAUUGAAAAACAACUGUCGCCAUGAACUUGACAGCUUUCCACUACUUAGUCUUUUGUGACAAGAUUGCUGAUGAUAUUAAUGAAUGUGAUUUUGUAAUACCAUAUAAUGAAAUACGUAAACAUUUCGAAGAUCUGCCUAACUCAUUGAACAAGUAUUUUCCUAAUGAUUAGUGUGUGAUGCUACAAAAUCAUCCAUGGUGAUAUUAAAGUAUAAGAUAGGCAAAUGGAUUUCAGUUUAAAAGAUAAAGGUACCUGGCUGGCUCAGUCAGUAGAGCAUGCAGCUCUUGAUCUUGGAGUUGUGAGUUCGAGCCCCACCUUUAGGGAUAGAGUUUACUUUAAAAAAGAAAGGAAAAACCAAAAACAAAAAAUUAAUACCAAUCUUUAAAAAAAAAAAGAGAUAAAGGCCAGAUUCCACAUUACAGUAACCUUUAAAAAAUUAUCACUUGUUGACUUUUGCUAUACUUUGGUAUAGUCAAAGAAUAAUAUUAACAAAUAUCUGAAAAGGUCAUUAAAAUACAUCUCCAUUUUUUAAAUUUGUACAUGUGAGGUCAUAUUAUUUAUCUCAGCAAAUUAAAUGCAAGAGCACAUAUAAAAUACUAGCUAUAUUAAGAUUAAAGAGAUUUUCAAAAAUACAGGAUAAUGCCACUCUUCUCACUGAUCUAUUUUUUUAAAAUUUCUUUGGUGGAAAAUAUUCAAACCCAAGUGAAAGUGAAGCACUUUACUUCUCAUUUAAAGUGCAUUGUUUUCUAGAUGUUUAUGGUUUUGGGGUACCUGGCUGGCUCAGUCGGUGGAGCAUGUGAUUCUUGAUCUCAGGGUUGUGAGUUCAAACCCCACACUGGGUGUAGAGAUUACUUAAAAAUAAAAGUCUUAAAAAAAACAAACAAACAGGUUUCGGGUUGCCUGGCUGGCUCAGUUGGUGGAGCAUGCGACUCUUGAUCUCAGGGUCAUGAGUUCAAGUCCUGUGUUGGGUGUGGAGCUUAACAACAAAACGUUUAGAUGUUUAUGGUCUAUAUAUUACAGCAAAAAAUACUUCGCACACACUUAAACACCAAAAAAAAAGUUACCUGACAUACUAUUAUACUUAAUAUAAUUUAAACUAGGCAUGGGGCACCUGGCUGGCUCAGCUGGUGGAGCAUGAGAAUAUUCAUCUCUGCGUCAUGAUUUCGUCCCCAUGUUGGGUGUAGAGAUUACUAAAAAAAAUAAUAAACUUAAAAAAAAUUAAACUAGGCAUAGAAGAAAAUUACCAAAUAACACAAAUGCAAAGGAAAUGCUUGUUAACACCCACUGGCAGAUGUAAACCUACAAUUGAAGUAUGCUGCUCUAUCUAGACAAAACACACAAAUCUUGGGGAAUACUCAUUGCUAGAACUAAAUUAUAUAAUUACUUAAUCUCUGUGCCUGUCGCUAUGUCUCUUCCUGAAUAUUCUUGCCAAUUUUUCUAUUUUUUAUUAAAAUCUAUUCUUUUAAUCUUCAAUGUGUUUUUAACUUAUAUUUUGUUAAUUUUUGUUAAUAUUUACUAAUAUCUUGAAGCUAGUUUUUAUUAAUUGCUUUUUGAAGCUUAUUUAAUCAUACUUCAGGUUUUUUUUUUUACCUUUUCCUUUUUAUUUUCUUCUGAAAGUCAAAUCAGUUAUAAUUUUUAUCUUUAUUUUCUCUUUUAGCCAAGAAUUACUAUUUCUACAAAUGGCUAGAUGGAUGUAUUCAUUUUUACACUCUCCUAGUAUUUAGUUUUUUUUAAUUUUAUAGCAUUAUAGUCAAUAUAUUUUUGUAGUUUCUUCCAUUUUAUUUUAUUAAAAAAUGUUAAUGUAUUUAUUUAAAUUCAAGUUAGUUAACAUACGAUGUAGUAUUGGCUUCAGGAGUAGAACCCAGUGAUUCAUCACUUCAUGUGACACCUAGUGCUCAUCCCUACAAAUGCCCUCCUUAAUGCCCAUCGCCCAUUUAGCCCAUCCUCAACCCACCUCCCCUCCAGCAACCCUGUUUGUUCUCUGUAUUUAAAAGUCUCUUAUGGUUUGCCUCCCUCUCUGUUUUUGUCUUAUUUUUCCUUCCCUUCUCCUAUGUUUAUUUGUUUGGUUUCUUAAAUUCCACAUGAGUGAAAUCAUAUGGUAUUUGUUUUUCUCUGACUUAUUUUGCUUAGCAUAAUACACUCUAGUUCCAUCCACAUUGUUGCAAAUGGCAAGAUUCCAUUCUUUUUGAUCGCCAAGUAGUAUUCCAUUGUAUGUAUGUAUGUAUCUUCUCUAUGCAUUCAUCUGUGGAUGGACAUUUGGGCUCUUUCCAUACUUUGGCUAUUGUGGAUAGUGCUGCUUUAUAAACAUUGGGGUACGUGUGUCCCUUCAAAUCAGCGUUUUUGAUUCCUUUGGAUAAAUACCUGAUAGUGCAAUUGCUGGGUCAUAGGGUAGUUCUAUUUUUAAUUUUUUGAGGAACCUCCAUGCUGUUUUCCAGAGUGGACUUCCAGUUUAAUUCAUAAAGUUUAGUUUUGAAUCUAAUCAAGCUCUGAAUUUUCAUGUAUAUCUUUUUUUUUUUUUUUUUUUUUAGUUUAUUUAUUUUGAGAGAGAAUAGGGGAGGGUCAGAGAGACAGUGAGAGAGAGAAUCCCAAGCAGACUCCACACUGUCAUUGCAGAGCCCAAUAUAGGGCUUGAGCUCACAAAAUGAGAUCAUGACCUGAGCUGAAACUGAGAGUCAGAUGCUUAACUGACUGAGCCACCCAGGCACCCCAGUUUUCAUGAGUAUCUUAAAAAGCAAGUAUGUAACAUGAGUAUGUGUAUUUUAACAAUAUUAUACCAAAAUUAACACAAAAGGUUAUAAAUGUUGAUGUUUUUCUAUAUCGUUACCUUAUUCUCCUGUUGUUUUGUAUUAAUUUCAUAUUUAUUUCUAUGUUAACAUGUGAAAUUAGAUUUGUAAUGUAAAUAUAGAUACAAGUAAUAUUAACAGAAUAAGCACCAUUGUACUCACCCCAGAAGAAGUAGUAAGCCUUAAUUAUUUUUAAAAACUUAGCACUUCCAUUUCUGUAAGUGAAAUAGUAAAUAAAUUUAUGAUCAUGUUAAGA